CACAUCGAGUUUCCGCGAAAGACAUCGGUGAACACAGGAUCGAGGAAACAAUACCAAAGCAGCCAUGAAAUCCAAAGUCCGUUUCGAUGGCCUCGAUGUCGCAGCAAUGGUUUCGCACUGGAACCGAGUGGCUCUUGGACGACGCGUCAUCAACAUUUACAACGGGCCCAACGCCGAUACCUAUAUUUUUAAGAUGGACAAACUCACGUCUUCUACCGACGGCACGGGAACGAAGGAAGGCAUCGACGACGACCAAAAAACAGCUUCUUCCAACAUGCUCUUGUUGCUGGAGUCCGGUGUUAGAUUUCAUACCAGCCGUCAACCAUACGAGAAUCCCGGCAUGCCGUCGCAAUUCUGUGCCAAGCUUCGGAAACACCUGCGCGGGCUGCGCUUGGAACAGGUCACGCAGCUCGGGACUAUGGAUCGCGUCGUCCACUUGGUGUUCGGGAGCGGAGACACCCAGCGCCAUUCGCUGAUGCUGGAGCUGUACGCGAGGGGAAAUCUCGUGCUGACGAACAGCGAAUACACCAUCUUGUCCCUGCUGCGAAGCCACGAAUACAACAAAAAGAACGACGACAGUGACGCGAACACCACCAAUGACGAAAAGAAGGAAGAUUCAGCUGUUGUCGCAAGCAACGAUACCAUCCAGGUCAAGGUGGGSCAUGCCUAUCCUGUCACUUACGCUACUACCCUGACCGCAUCCGAUGGCGACAACCAUGGCAGUGACUCGAACCCGGAAACGAAGGAUCAAGACGACGAAAACGACGAAAUCCUGUUGACAACCUCGGAUCCGCUCUUGUGGUUUCAAAAUUAUCACGACGAAGAGCAAAAACGAACCGCUUCGGCAGCGGAGGCCGACGCGUCGAACACGAAGAAGAAAAAUAAGGGCGGUGGCAACAAGAAAAAGAAAAACAAUACCAGUCAUUUUGCCUGGAAGAUGCUGCUGACGAGGCCAUCGUCGGGGGUCUCGCAUUACGGCCCCUCCCUGCUCGAACACUGCCUGAGAUGCGCAAACUUGUGGGGGACAUCGGCCGUUGACACAGAUCAAGCGGAUGGAAAAGAUAAAAGCAAAUUUCCCCACGAUUUGACUACCAUCGAGGAAUGGAAAGCAUUGCAAUCUGUGUUGCAAUCGGAGGGAAGCCGCAUCUUGAACGGCAUCCAACACGGCGUUUCCAAGGGCUAUAUUCUCUACCAAGAUAAAAAGAAUAAGAACGGGGAAUCGUCUUCUUCGCCAACAUCUUCCUUCGAUGAUAAGGUCUUGCUGGAAUUCCAGCCCCACCUGUUGAAACAGCACGAAACGAUGCCGCGUUUGGAAUACCCCAACUUCGAUUUGGCCACGGACAACUUCUUUUCCCACCUAGAUUUACAAAAACGCAUCUUGCGCGCCGAGCAACAGCAGAGCCAAGCAGAAUCGCGGCUCGAAAAGAUUCGGCUCGAUCAAGAAAAGCGUGUUGCCUCGUUGAUAGAACAGCAAGAAUCAUUGCUGGAAGAAGCACAACUCGUCGAAAUUCACGCAGACAUGGUGGAAAAGGCCCUUCAAGUGGUUAACUCGGCGCUAGAUAGCGGAAUGGACUGGGAACAGCUGGAGGAUCUAGUAGAGUUGGAAGCAAGGCAAAACAACAACCCCGUGGCCAAACUUAUUUACAAGCUAGACCUGGAAAACGAACGAAUGGUGUUGCGGCUCCUUCGAGAGGAUGCCAUGUACGACAUCGAUGGUGACGAAAACGACAAUACCCGGUUCCAAAACGUGACUGUGUCAUUGCUCGAUACCGCACACGGAAACGCAAAAACGCUCUUUGCCAAAUACCGAGCUAGCAAAGAAAAGUCAAAGAAGACCACGGAGGCUAAUGCCAAAGCCUUGGAAGCAGCGGAAGAAACCGCAAAGCGGCAAAUGUUGGAGGCCCAGAGCCGCGCCACCCACAUCAAUCUCCAAGCAAAACGCAAACCCAUGUGGUUCGAAAAAUUCAAUUGGUUCAUAACCACAGACAACUACCUCGUCCUCGGUGGUCGCGACGCCCAGCAAAACGAACAAAUCGUGAAGCGCUACCUGCGACCGGGAGAUGCGUACCUCCACGCAGACGUCCACGGAGCUGCCUCGUGCGUGUUGCGUGCGAAGCGAAAACGCGACCCCAAGACCGGAAAGACGUCCCCAAUCCCACUCUCCAGCCAGGCUCUGCGCGAGGCAGGAAAUUUCACGAUAUGUAGAUCCUCGGCGUGGUCUUCUCGAAUGGUCACAUCUGCCUGGUGGGUGGAGUCUCACCAGGUAUCCAAAACAGCACCGACCGGGGAGUACUUGACUGUAGGAUCUUUCAUGAUACGAGGAAAAAAGAAUUUUCUUCCACCGUCUCAGUUGGAAAUGGGAUUGGCUGUUCUCUUUAAGCUGGGUGACGACGACUCUAUUCUUCGACACAAAGACGAGCGAAGGGACUUCGCACUGAUGCAACAAGACGAAGCUGACGACGUCGACGACGACGACGAUCUCUUCCGAGAUGACGUAGGGACUAGCGAGUCAAUGGUAGUGAAAAAGACCUCUAAGACGAAGGAUUCAGGGUUGAUUGAGGAAGAAGGCCCAACGAGAAACGGAAACUUAACGUUGGAAGAUUCUUCGAGAGAAAUUGAAACCAGCGAGGUGGCUCCAAACGUAUCGCCAGAUGCAGAAAUAUUUGAUGAUAAAAUCGACGUUCAGAAUGACGAUGGAAUAUUAGCCAACGAAGAGAAAGAAAUCAAACCGAAAAAGAAAGGUCUGUCUGUCAAAGAACGACGACUCAUCAAGAAAUACGGAUCCCUUGAAGCCGCGUAUGAUGCUGAAAAGGAAAGGAAACGGGCCGAAGAAGAGAGAAAAAUUGCUUCUCAGGGCUCAAAAGAAAAGCCAUCGAAUGAACCGAAACCAACAAAUCACAAACGUGGGAAAAGAGCAAAACUCAAGCGGAUGGCCAAGAAAUAUGCAGAUCAAGAUGACGAAGACAGGGAACUUGCACUUAUCGCCUUGCAUGCAGGUGAAAAACUGAAGAAGAAAGAUAUGAAAAAGGAACCACAAGUUAGCGAGAAAGGAAAAGAAGCCGCUGCAGAGACUAUUGCCAUCCUUAGAAAGGACUCUGCUGCUAUCGCGGCGAAGCUUCCGCAAGAAGUACAAAAUUCGUUGGCGAAGUGUGUUACUGUUGUCGAUGCUGAAGAUAAUCAAAUCAUAAGAUGGGACAAGCUUGAUGGCGAUGUUUUGGAACAGUUGAACUCAUUCGAAUCAGAAGAUCAAAAGAUUGCAGCUUCGAACCGACUGUUGAGUUUGAAAGAAACCUGCAGGAUUGAUAAUUUUUCUGCUAGUCUCGCUGGAAUCAUUCGAACGAUCCGCAUUCAUGGUCACGAGGGCCUCGGGAAAGGUUCUGAACGAAAUUCAAACAAUGAAGCUAGAAGGAAGAACAAGUCCGACAGAAUUGCCGAGGAAGAAUCGUGGAAAAAUACUCUAGCCGAAGAAGGUAUUCUUGAUGGAAAUAUUGAAGUAGAUGAUACGAUAGACGAUACUGCUGAGCUUAGCAAACUUUCAGGAAAACCUGAAAAAGACGACUUACUACUCUACGCAGUCCCUGUAUGUGCUCCUUACCAGUCUUUAUCAAAAUUCACGUACCGAGUCAAGCUGACUCCUGGCAAUUUGAAGCGGGGUAAAGCUUCAAAACAAUGCAUUGCUGUGUUUCUAAAAGACGAAAAGUCGAAGACUGGACUUGAGCAAAGUCGUGACCUCAUCAAAAAAGUAGCAGAUAACGAGUGGGUACAAGCGAUAUGUGGAGACGUUAAAAUAUCUGCUGCAGGUGCUAGUAAAGCUAUACAAAGAUCGAAGGCGAAGUCCAAAGCAUCGAAAAAGAACAAAAAGAAAUAAUACAAAUUAAACUACAAUAUGGACA
Messenger RNA from Pseudo-nitzschia multistriata, 3893 nucleotides. The record is from the annotation of a GenBank genome assembly. Lineage: Eukaryota; Bacillariophyta; Bacillariophyceae; Bacillariales; Bacillariaceae.